Messenger RNA from Coregonus clupeaformis (lake whitefish), 873 nucleotides. RefSeq names its product microtubule-associated tumor suppressor 1 homolog A-like. Gene Ontology annotation, cellular component: cytoplasm; nucleus. NCBI's taxonomy places the organism in Eukaryota, Metazoa, Chordata, Actinopteri, Salmoniformes, Salmonidae. The transcript is spliced from 6 exons. Bases 1 to 588 code for a protein of 195 amino acids. Gene Ontology annotation, molecular function: microtubule binding. The record is from RefSeq and is a predicted model, not a curated record.
AUGGGACAAGACUACCUGGUGCUGGCGGAGGGCAGGGCAGCGGGCACGGAGAGCUACCGGGCACCGUGCGAGAGGAACAACCAGAGCCUCCAGCAGCUCCAGGGACUCCUGUCUGCCAGUAACAGGAAAUGUGAGGCCAUUGUGGUGGUGCUGCAGCAGACCCUGGCAGAGCGUGAUGAGGUCAUUAAGCAGCGCAGGGACCUGUCCCAGGAACUGAUGACCUUGCAGGGAGAGCUGGUAAACUCGGCCCACUCGUGUGAGUUGUUGGAGCGGGAGAAGGAUGAGGUGCGUGGGGCAUUGGAGGGCGAGAUUCAGACGAUGCAGGAGCAGCACCACACGGAGCUGGCCCAGCUGGAGGAGAGGCUCAGGGUGUUCUACCAGGCCGAGGGGGACCAGAUCCAUCUGACCUACCAGGAGGAGGCAGACCGGUGCAAGGCCUUAAUGGAGCAGCAGGAGCCUCCUGCAGGCGGACUCCACCAGGAGAUGGUCACCAGUUCCCAGUCCACCCCGCCUCCCAAGAAAAACAAGGUCAACGUGGCCACCCAGUGUGACCCGGACGAAGUGAUCGUCCUAUCGGACUCGGAAUGACCUCUGCUCCCACCCUACCGGGUGUCCAGGCUUCCCAUUGCUAGCCUGGAACCAGGUCUGUUUAUGCUGCACAAACUGAUCUGGGACCAGGCCAUCCCAUCACUGCCUCUUGACUUCCAAACCAGUGCCUGCUAAUGUGAACUCUUGAAAAUGCACACAUUUUCAGACAGGAGAGAGCAAACUUUUCAUUCCAGAGUGAAACUGGCGAUGGAUGUGGUAGUUUACCACCAAUGUUUACAUUUUGUAUUUAUAUGCCAAUUUUUGCCCAGCGUCUGGAUUGUGCGA